Molecule: messenger RNA, 1476 nt
Organism: Rhinolophus ferrumequinum (greater horseshoe bat)
Lineage: Eukaryota; Metazoa; Chordata; Mammalia; Chiroptera; Rhinolophidae
Gene: ARV1
Product: ARV1 homolog, fatty acid homeostasis modulator
Exons: 6
Coding region: 29-880 (283 amino acids)
Biological process (GO): intracellular sterol transport; regulation of plasma membrane sterol distribution; sterol metabolic process
Cellular component (GO): Golgi apparatus; cortical endoplasmic reticulum
Source: RefSeq, a predicted model, not a curated record
GGAAGUUCUGGGCCCGGGUGGCGUGGAAAUGGGCACUGGUGGGCGUGGUGGGCUACGGCCCGGCAAUGGGACUCCGGAAGGGGAGACAGCGGGCAAGGGGAGCACGGAGGGGCUGACGGCGACUCCUGCUGCCACUGAUGCCUUGGCGUCCUGCCAGUACAGGUGCAUCGAAUGCAACCAGGAGGCCAAGGAGUUGUACAGAGACUAUAAACACGGCGUGCUGAAGAUAACCAUCUGCAAGUCUUGCCAGAAACCUGUAGACAAAUAUGUCGAGUAUGAUCCCGUUAUAAUCUUGAUUAAUGCUAUUUUAUGCAAAGCCCAGGCCUACAGGCAUAUUCUUUUCAAUACUGAAAUAAACCUGCAUGGAAAGCUCUGCAUGUUUUGUUUGCUUUGUGAAGCAUACCUGAGAUGGUGGCAGCUCCAAGACUCAACCCAGAAGCCCGACCCUGACGAUUUCAUCCGAUAUGCUAAGGAGUGGGAUUUCUACAGACUGUUUGCAGUUGCUUCUCUAGAACAAGCUGCCUUUUUUAUUGGCAUUUUCACUUUCCUGUGGGUAGAGCGACCCAUCGCAGAAGAAAAGCACCCCGACUUGCUUUUGCUGCUGAAAGCCUUGUUAUUGUCGAGCUAUGGGAAACUCUUGCUGAUCCCGGCUGUCAUCUGGGAGCAUGACUACACGGCGCUGUGCCUGCGGCUCAUUAAAGUCUUCGUUCUCACGUCCAAUUUUCAGGCAAUCAGAGUGACCCUGAACGCCAGCCGGAAGCUCUCCUUUCUGGCCAUCUUGAGUGGCUUACUGCUGGAAAGCACCGUGGUCUAUCUCCUCCAGAGGAUGGAAUGGGACGUUGGGAGUGACUGUGCCAUCUAUACGUCUCAAGACUUCUGAGGAGUUUUAUUCUUUACUGUUUGUGGCAUGACCAGCUGCAUCUGUAAAAGAGAAGACAAAAAAUACAAACCAGCUCCUCAUUCCUGUUGCGUAAAAUGAAGCAAAGAUUUGGAUAUACUUCCUGAAAAAGAAAUCAAUGGUUAUGGCAUUUGAAACCAGCCCUGUGACACCACAGACCCCUCUCCCACAUACAGGAAACACUAAACCACAUGCAGAUCCCACAGACACACACACACACAAACACACACACACGAGGGGUGUUGCCCAGGGACCCAUGUCGCAAAAAGUGAGGGUUUAUACAUUAUAGACUACUUCAGCUAAACAUAUAAAUUAAAAGAGGAACAUAAAUUCAUGAUUCACACAUAAUAAAAGAUCUAUGUUUCAUUCCUUGGAAUGUUUGUAUCUUCCCUAAUUUAAAUGUCAAAGGCUUUAAAUAAUGUAUUUAAAAUAAUAUUUUGUGUUGUUACAACAGAAACAAUUUUAAUAAAAUCAGAAUAAACUGAGCUUUUGUAAAUUUUCAAUUCAGUAUCUUUCCCUGUAACUAAGUUACUCUUUAAAAUUAGCUGACCCAGAAAUAACUAAAAACAUCUGAAUUA